Molecule: messenger RNA, 939 nt
Organism: Lodderomyces pseudojiufengensis
Lineage: Eukaryota; Fungi; Ascomycota; Pichiomycetes; Serinales; Debaryomycetaceae
Product: CWC27
Exons: 1
Coding region: 1-939 (312 amino acids)
Source: RefSeq, a predicted model, not a curated record
AUGGCCUUAGAACCAAUUCCCACGGCUCAAGUUACAAUAAAAACAACAAAAGGAAACCUACCGUUUCAUAUCUUUGCAAAAGAAACUCCCACAACAUCAUUACAAUUCUUAAAUUUAUGUAAUUCCAAAAAUCUCGGAGAUUUAAAUUUCACAAAUAAAGAUUAUCUAACAAUAAAACCAAAACAAGAAGAUAUAAAAUUAGAAAUCGAAUCAAAUUCAAGAAUUAAAUGUAAAAGAGGUUAUUUGGGAGUUUUUAAUAAUGAAUAUAUUAUAUCAUUAACUGAUUUAAAUUUAAAAUAUGUUUUUGGAAAAAUUGACCUGGAUUCUUGGUAUACUUUACAAAAUAUUUCAAAAUUAAUUAAAGAAGGUAAAAAAAUUGAAAUUACUGAUAUAGUAGUUGAUAAACCUUAUUUUGAAUUAGAUGAAAUUGAUGUAAAAAAUGAUGAAGAAAUUGAUAAUGAACCAAAAUUGAAAAAACCUAAAGUUGUUAUGAAUUAUGAUCUUGAUGAGGAAGAAGAUGAUGAUGGAGAAAUCAAAUUGGUUAGUGCUUAUGAUUUGAAAAAGAAGAGGAAAAAUGCUAAAGAAGAUAAGACAUUACUCCAAGAUAGGGAAAAUGAGGUGGAAGAUAAAGCAGAGGAAGUAAUAGACGAAGAGGAUAAAAACAUUGAAAAACACGAAUCAAGAGAAAAAGAACUACAACAAGAAGUUGAAAAAGAAAUUGAAGUAAUAGAAGUAAAUUCAAAUUCAGAUUCAAAUUCAGACUCAGAUCCAGAUCCCGACUCAGAUUCGGAUUCAGAUUCAGAAUCAAGUAUAGAUUCAAUAAAACAAAAUAAAAAACCAAAUUAUAAAAUUGAUCCAAAAAUUGAUUUAAGAGUUGAUUUAAAACAUGCUGAAAGUAUUACUUUAGAUCAAUUAAAAAAUCAUAAAUUUCUUACCUAG